Molecule: messenger RNA, 1503 nt
Organism: Dacryopinax primogenitus
Lineage: Eukaryota; Fungi; Basidiomycota; Dacrymycetes; Dacrymycetales; Dacrymycetaceae
Exons: 7
Coding region: 1-1503 (500 amino acids)
Source: RefSeq, a predicted model, not a curated record
AUGGCUCUCACUUUUCAGCCAUACAACCUUACUUUACCUUCUUAUAGUCCUGUAUUCACCUACACUCCUUUUCGAGAUGGACCUUCGUCCCUGGGAUGGAAUUCCUCUUACACUGAUUAUUCCGUUACGGAUACCAUCAGAAACUCAGCGGCAGUCCCUCUGGGAUACUAUCGAGGGUUUGGAAUUGCCUACCGAGAAACAGAGUAUGCAGGAGCUACGGUGAGCCUCAACUUCACCGGUAGCGCAGUCUACAUGUGCUUCUCAACGGAUGGAUCAUGGAUCGUCACUCUCGACGGGCAGGAGAUGCUGACGACGGGCCACUUGCCCGAUGACGCUUGCUCUGGAUAUGGGUCACUCGUCAAGCAGAUGUCUGUGGCUACCAACAUUUCCUCAAGCUCCCAUAGCAUCAUAUUGCAAGCUUCGGGAGGGUCUACCGGAGCAAUGAGUUUCUUCGGAGCUGUGGUGACAAUGAACGCGGGUCAGCCUGGACCUAAAAAGACGAACAUCAUCAACAGUGAUGAUCCUGGAUGGGAUUGGCAAGGUGCAUGGAUCGUUGAGACGGAUGAUACCUACAUGUGGAACGGAGUAUAUCGGGCAGGCGCGACAUACGCUCCAGACACAAUCGCAACUUAUACCUUUAAAGGCGCAUCUGCCUUCAUACUUCGUGGUCUAUCGAUGUUCAACUACGGCCCUUAUACCAUCACGCUAGACGGAAUGGAGACAUCGUCCUUCAACGCCAGCGAUCUGUAUUGGCGACAUUCUGAAACAAUUCUCUAUUUUGCAAGUGGCCUGGACCCAUCUGUGCCGCAUACCAUCAGCGUUAUGAAUUACGUACCAGCAUUCCCGAAGGUGAUGCCACUGAUUCCAGGUGGUUUGGUCAGCAGCUCUGUCAGUACCCUCAUCCUCGUUAUGGACGACACCGUUACACGAGAUGCAAUGCUUGCGGUGGCCACCCCAUCCCGGCCCGCUCCCUCGAUGAUAUCGGCUGGCACUAUCGCAGCGGCCGUCCUUGGCGGACUCCUCCUGCUCGUGCUGGGGUUGAACGUACUUCUUUUUGUCCUGUGGUCUCGGCUGAAGAAGGAAACUCGAUAUACGAUGCCUCAAAACGAACCAGAGAAAGACAUGUUGCCGCCCCUUCCUGUGCCAUGGGCGCUCAACACUCACACGAGCUCGACGGCGCGUAUCAAUUCGGAGACAGCUAGCCUUCCAAGUUCAGGCAUGGUCACGCCUGUGGCAGCAGGCUACUCCCUGAAUAAUCAACGACGGGAGAAGCGCAUGAAUCGGACUAUCGCGAAUCCCGAUCCCGUCGAGAUGACCUCGAUGUCCUCACAUACAAAUGUGAACCAGUCACAAAAUGUCCAAGGCGCGCCAAGGUCUCCCGAACUCGGCGAACUGGUGCAAGGCUUGUCAACACUGUUGAAUACCCAUCUACAUAAGGAGUAUUUGCAACGAGAGCGCGAGGAGACGGAAGGAUAUGGACCACCAGUGUACCGGGACAACUAG